Leptinotarsa decemlineata (Colorado potato beetle) is the source of this 2127-nucleotide messenger RNA. RefSeq names its product Oligosaccharide transferase Delta subunit (gene OstDelta). NCBI's taxonomy places the organism in Eukaryota, Metazoa, Arthropoda, Insecta, Coleoptera, Chrysomelidae. Gene Ontology annotation, cellular component: oligosaccharyltransferase complex; membrane. Gene Ontology annotation, biological process: protein N-linked glycosylation. The record is from RefSeq and is a predicted model, not a curated record.
GUUGGUAAGUUGUGAAAACUAAAUUACGCAGGCGCAAAGCCACCGCGACAUACGUGUCAAAAAGCUGCGGGCUCUGAUUACGGAAUGUUGUGAUGUGCCGGUGAAAUUUGUAGUUAGUAAUACAAAACUUCAAAAUGAAAAUCAGCACUUUUUCCAUUCUAGCAUUAUUUAGUACUCUUUCCCUGCUUGCUUAUCAUACACAUGCAAGUAUAGGAGGUUACAUUAGUUUGUCAGAUAAAAAAAAGUUUCUACAAGUUCUUUCAAAAUCCUUCAAUAUCGAGGGAGAUGAUGUGUCCUCAUCUUACUACGGGGCAAAAGGGUUGAAAUUGUUGAACGAACCCUACGAAAAAUCAGUUGUGUCUGAUAAUUGUGCUCACAUCAAGAAAAACUUUAACCCAGCCAAAAAUAUGGAGAGCACUUUCAAUGCUCUCAGUACUUGGUCUCUUCUGGGAUGUCAGGGAAGCUUACACAAUUCCGCUAACAUAAAGGAUAUAGCAGCUGUAGUGGAAAAUGACAAAUCAUCCUUGCUAGAUCUGCGCUAUGCCGCCGAAACAUUGUCCCUUCUCAAACAGACCAUUCCCAACCCUACAAAAGUCGUUCAACUCAUCCAGGCUAAGCUGAAAGAAGAUGACAGCCUUCAGAAUAUCGGCCAUGCCUUACAUCUCUCAGCUCUCUUAGGAAACGCAGGAAAAUUUGCCCAAGAUCGCAUCGAAGAUGUAGUUGUCCAAGCAGAUGAAGUAGACGGGAAAAUUCUCCAAUGGGAAGGAGGCCUCACCACAACUUCUCUGUUGAUAACGGGGCUGCUUCGUCUGCCUGGCGCUACUCCUUUCACCCCAGUACAGGCCGAGAAAUUGGCUAAUUAUUUGCUAACGAGGAAGACCGUUCAAACUUCUAAGGGGGUUUGGGCUCUCCUGGAAGCCGCUACGGCCCUGUCUGCAAGCAGCGUGUCCCCAGUGAGCAUCUCAGUAGUGGGAAGCGCCCAGGUAACUGUUGACAAGCCGGAACUACGCAUACAAGUAAGUGAUUUGUUCGGGCAGGCCCUGAAGCCAGCUCCAGGAGCUGUGGUGGCUCAGUCCGUGAAGCGAGUUGCUGAUGAUCAGGUGGUGGCAUCGAAACAAGCCUUAACAGGUGGAAGCAGCACUACUGAGUUCGUUCUUGUCCUGAAACAAGAGCCUGGGUUCUAUCAUGUUGUUUUAAGUGUAGGCAGCCAUACUGCAGCGUUUAAUGCCAAAAUAUCGGGACCCAUAUCGAUUAAGUCUUUGGAAAUUGGUUUGAGUGAUGCUGAUGGCAGCUCGGCUUUAAAACUGUCCCAAGUGACGUACCCUGGGAAGCUCGGGUCAACCCUCCAAGCAGAUUCGAGUCAACACUUAGUGGUGAAGUUUGCGAUCUCCAGAAAUGUGCACCAGGCUUUCCUUAGACUCUACUCUGGCAGGAAGGAAAUAGUCUUUGUUGCUGAGCAAGACACGAGCAAGCAGUAUAAGGUGGAAGUUAACCUGGCAAAAGAACUCUCCAAUUCCGGCACGUUUGAAAUGGAGCUCAUUCUAGGGGAUGCCAUCGUCAUGAACCCCAUCCGCUGGCUGCUGGGAAGCAUCGAAGUCAGCCUAGGCUCAGAAGCCCCGCAGGCUACGAAGCCCAUUCGGGGACCCAAGCCGGAAAUCAAGCACUUGUUCCGACCGGCAGAAAAACGUCCAGCCGAGGCGGUGUCGCUGUUUUUCACAGCUCUCACAGCGUCCCCUUUCCUGAUCCUCCUGAUUCUAUGGGGAAAACUCGGGAUCAACUUUGGGAAUUUUACGGUUGUCGCUCUACCAUUCCACGCAGGGUUUGGAGCUAGUCUGGCGCUGUUCACACUGUUCUGGUUGAAACUGGAUAUGUUUGUGACUUGCGCUUGGCUGAUUCCCAUUGGAGGGUUCACGUUUUUGAGUGGACAUAAACUGCUGAGUUGCAUCGCGAGGAGUAGAAAGCAGGAAAAGUAGCAGUAGUACUCCUUGAGUAGUUUUUUUUGAACUGACAAGAUUUCAUUUCAUUUUGUUUUCAUUUGUUGUAUCAUCUUUCUAAGAGUGUUAAGUUAGUCCAAAAUAUAACUGUCACAAAUUUUGUAAUAUAAUACUUUACAAGGUGUUUAAUUUU